AUGACCAGGGACUUCCGUACGGGUGGUGACCCUAUACUCGACAACACUCUUAACCUUAAGAGGGAUUCCGAAUGGAAACGGAUUCGUACACUAAUUACGCCCACAUUUACGGUCGGAAAACUCAAACGAAUGACUCCUUUAAUACUGAAAUGCGUGGACACUAUGACCGACAACAUCGACAAAAUCAUUGCUAAUAGUAAUGGAAAUCUCUCGGCACCGGUAGACGUGAAACUAGUUACCAGUGCCUACGUUAUGGAGUCUAUGAUACAGGUGGCUUUCGGUCGGAAAGUGUCAGCACUGGCCGACCCUAACAACCCUAUUAUAGAGAAUUUCCGCAAAUUUUUUGAUUUUAAUGUAGCUUUCCUUACUGAAUUUUUCCGAGAUUUUACACUCAGUCUGAUUGACGAUAGGAAACGGGAUUUGGAAACCAGAAGUCCUGUAAAAAGGGUUGACUUUUUGCAACUGAUGUUGAAUUCAAUGAGAGAUAAUAAUAAUGAGGCGAUCGAUGGGUCAGAAGGAUAUACGGAUAGUCAGAGGGCAGAGAAAUAUAGGGAAAUACAACCCACGGCUGAUAUGAACGAUAAAAGCCUUUCAUACGACGAGCUUAUAGCCCAAUGUGUGAUGUUUUUAACAGCCGGGUAUGAGAGCUCAUCCGCCACUCUGUCCAUGUGUUUGCAUAAUAUCGCUAAACAUCCGGAAGUUCAACACAAACUGUACGAAGAAAUUCAUACAUUUCACAAACAAAAGAAAUCAAGUACCGAUUCGUACGAAACGAUGCACUCAUUGAAAUACAUGGACGCAGUCAUCGACGAGACUCUACGGCUAUUCACGUCACCCAUAGCCAGGGAAAGGGUCGCCAAUGAGGACUACGAGCUUAAGGGUACAGGUAUUACCAUUAAAAAAGGACAUCUUGUGCACAUACCCGCCUAUGCCAUGCAUAGAGACCCGGAUAACUUUGUUGACCCGGAAUCGUUUAGACCGGAAAGGUUUUUAGCGGAAAACAUAGCCCACAAUCCCUAUACGUAUUUGCCAUUUGGUGCCGGCCCUCGAAACUGUAUUGGCAUGCGAUUGGCACAGCUGGAAAUUAAAUUAGCCCUGGUCAAUCUCUUACAUCAAAUCAUUUGA
Oppiella nova is the source of this 1125-nucleotide messenger RNA. The record is from the annotation of a GenBank genome assembly. Lineage: Eukaryota; Metazoa; Arthropoda; Arachnida; Sarcoptiformes; Oppiidae.